AUGGCAGACCUCAAGCUGAGGACACCCGAAGAGGCUGUCGCCGCAAUCGCAUAUCUCGCGAGCGACGUGGUCGUUUCAGUGCAACCCUCGCUGGGCUCCGAUUCCGAGUUCUCGACCUCUCUCAAGCAGCUCGCGGCAAAAAAGACGCCCAGCUUGGUCGCAAAGACCAGCGAUGCGGUGCCCGAGGUCCAAUCCGUGAGGCACAACACCGACCCUCUCCUCUCCGUCUUUACCCCCAUCCGCUCCGGCCGCCUGGUUUCGGUGACGACGACAUCCUCCAUCCUGCUGCCCUCGAUUGCCCACCUCUACAAGCUCGCACACCUCCCAGUAGUGCUCCAUGUUGCCCUUGCGCCGAAGAGCUUCCCCGACUACUCGGCCAUCACAUCGAUCCGGAAUUCUGGGUGGACAUUCUUGCAGUCAUGGUCGCUGCAGGAAGCCCAUGAUAUUGCCCUGACGGCGCAUGCCCUGGCUAUCCGCUCCGGCAAGGGCGUCAUCCACUUCUUCGACCCCAGCUCCAGCGCUAGUAAUGAGCCCAUCGAUGUCGCUAGUGCCGAUGUCAUCCGCAAUGUCAUCAACUUGGAUAAUGUGCGGAGGUUCCAGUCUGCUCCUAUUGCUGGCUCCAACAUUUAUGCCGACGAUGGGCGAGUCGCUGUUGUCUCGGACCAGCCUGAGUCUCUGCCCGCAGGGACUGCUGCUGCUGUCAACAGCGUACCAGCAUCCGCGGCUGCUGAGCCCGGUUCCCCUACCAUUACUUCUCAGUCCUCUGUGAAGUCUAGCCAACAGAGCGCAGCCAGCUCACCACCUCUCCCAUCAGCCGCGACUACGAUCGAACCCGCACCCCCCAUCGUUUCGUCCGAAGAUAUCCACAACUACGUUACCUCUAUCUGGGCCCAGCUCAGCGAUCUUGUGGGGAGGCAAUACAGCACGUUCGAGUGGAGGGGGGCCCCCAAGGCUGAAACCUGCCUCUUCCUCUUCGGGUCAGAUGUGGCCUUGUUUUCGGACGCCAUCACUCAAGCGCAGACGGAUGACUCGUUCGCCAAUGCGGGCUUGAUCAUCCCGAGGCUAUACCGCCCCUGGCUGGGCGCGAAGCUGCUUGAAGUCAUCCCUAAAUCAGUGAAGAAGGUCGCCGUCCUUGAGCAGGUCUCGAGGAAGACGACAAAGUGGGGACCCGUUCUCAUCGACGUCCUGACGUCGGUCAAAAGCGCUGCCGGCGGUGUCGAGACCAUUGUAGGCCACCAGCUUGGGUACAUUUCCAAAGAAACGGUUCAGCAAGCACUCCGUGGCGUCUUCCAGAACCUCACUUCCGACAAGCCGGUGCAAAACUUGGAGGUUGGCGAGCGGGAAGCCCCCGAGCAGGCUCCCGAGUCUGGAUUGGAGAAGCCCACCCUCGAGACUGCCUACACCAAAAUCCUUACCCAACUGUUCGGCACCAGGACAUUCAUUGCCAACUCUCUCGAGUCCGACAAUGCCGGCAUCUCCAAUACCAUCUCGGCGACCCCCGAGUACGGCUUCGGAUCCCUGCUCGCCAGGAAAGAGAGGAGGAAGAAGUUUGUUGGCGAGGUCAAGAGCGCGGCUAGCUCGGGCCGGUUCCUGACCGAGAACCCCAAGCGGGCAUUGGCGAACUGGGUUGCCAACGCCGAUGAUGUGAAGAAGGCCGAGGAGGCUGCUGAAGACGCCGUUUCUAAGCUCACUCUCGACAACUCGACUCUGUCGAAGUCGCUGCUGGCCAACAAGCAUUUCCUCCGCAAGCAGUCGCUGUGGCUUGUCGGGUCUGACGCCUGGUCGUACGAUCUCGGUAACUCGGGCGUGCACCAUGUCCUGGCUUCCGGCGAGAACGUCAACCUCCUGAUCAUCGACUCCACCCCCUACUCGGAGCGUGCUGCCGCCGACGCCAACCGGAGAAAGAAGGACAUUGGUCUCUACGCCAUGAAUUUUGGCAAUGCCUACGUUGCGUCGACGGCUGUCUACAGCUCGUACACCCAGGUCCUCCAGGCCAUGGACGAGGCCGACAAGUUCAACGGCCCCUCGAUUGUCCUGGCGUACCUGCCAUACUUUGGCGAGCACGACUCUGCUCUGACGGUUCUCCAGGAGACGAAGAAGGCCGUCGAUAUUGGCUACUGGCCCCUGUACCGGUGGAACCCGGAGAACGAGAAGAAGGGUGAACCCAACUUCUCCCUGGAUUCCGAACGGAUCAAGAAGGAAUUGAAGGAGUUCCUGGACAGGGACAACCGCCUGACCCAGAUGAUGCGGAGUGACCCGCAAUUCGGCGGCGUCCUGUCAGAGGAUUUCGGAACCGAGAUCCGGGCGCAGCAGAAGAGGCAGGCCAAGGACGCGUACAACCAGCUGCUCGAGGGCUUGUUUGGCGCGCCACUCACCAUCCUGUUCGGUUCCGACAACGGCAACGCACAGUCUCUGGCGAAGCGGUUAGGUACCAGGGGCAGGGCCCGUGGCCUGAAGACCACCGUCAUGGCGAUGGAAGACUACCCCGUUGAGGACCUACCAACCGAGGAGAACAUCGUCAUCCUCACCUCAACAGCCGGUCAGGGUGAGUUCCCGCAAAACGGCAAGCCGUUCUGGGAUGCCAUCAAGGACAACACCGAGCUCGACCUGGCUUCGGUCAGAUUCUCCGUCUUCGCACUCGGUGACAGCCACUACUGGCCCCGCAAGGAGGACCGCGUGUACUACAACAAGCCCGGCAAGGACCUCGACCGGGUGCUGGCUAACUUUGGCGCGACAAGGCUGGCGGAUAUCGGGCUCGGUGACGACCAGGAUCCGGAUGGAUACCAAACGGGUUACCAGGAGUGGGAACCCAAGCUCUGGGAAGCUCUCGGCGUGGCCAAUGUCGAGGGCCUUCCGGAUGAGCCGCCCCCGAUCACCAAUGAGGACAUCAAGAUUGCGUCCAACUACCUUCGUGGCAACAUCGCGGAGGAACUGAAGGACACGUCGACGGGCGCCAUCAACGCCUCGAACCAGCAGCUGACCAAGUUCCACGGCACGUAUAUGCAGGACGACCGUGAUCUCCGUGACGAGCGCAAGGCUCAGGGCCUGGAACCCGCCUACUCGUUCAUGAUCCGGUGCAGACUGCCGGGUGGUGUGUCGACGGCUAAGCAAUGGAUCCAGAUGGACGACAUCAGCAAUGAGCUCGGCAACGAGACCAUGAAGCUGACCACUCGGCAAACGUUCCAGUUCCACGGCGUCGUCAAGGGCAAGCUCAAGCCUGCCAUGCAGGCCAUCAACCGGUCCCUGAUGACCACCAUCGCCGCCUGCGGCGACGUCAACCGCAACGUCAUGUGCAGCCCGCUUCCCUCACAGUCCAAGUACCACCGGGAGGUGUACGCCUGCUCCCAGAAGAUCAGCGACCACUUGCUACCCGCGACAACGGCGUACCACGAGAUUUGGCUCACGGACGACGACGACAAGAAGACGCAGGUUGCCGGUGAGGCGGUGCAGGACUUUGAGCCGCUCUACGGACCUACCUAUCUACCCCGCAAGUUCAAGAUCUCGAUCGCCAUCCCACCGCACAACGACGUCGACGUCUACGCGCACGACAUUGGCCUCAUCGCCAUCAAGGGCAGCGAUGGCAACCUCGAGGGGUUCAACCUGCUGGCCGGUGGUGGUAUGGGCGCUACGCACAACAACAAGAAGACCUACCCGCAAGUCGGCCGGACCCUCGGCUUUGUCAAGGCCGACGAGGUGCACAUUGCCUGCGAGAAGGUGAUGCUGGUGCAGCGCGACUUUGGCGACCGCAAGAACCGCAAGCACGCCAGGCUCAAGUACACCAUCGACGACAUGGGCGUCGAUGUGUUCCGCGGCAAGGUCGAGGAGCACUGGGGCAAACAGUUCCAGCCGGCACGGCCCUUCCAUUUCGACAGCAACGUCGACACGUUCGGGUGGACCAAGGACGAGCACGGCCUGAACCACUUCACCUUCUUCAUCGAGAACGGCCGGGUCGAGGACACGGCCGAGUUCCGUAUGAAGACGGGCCUGCGCGAGAUCGCCAAGGUGCACAAGGGCGAGUUCCGCCUCACGCCCAACCAGCACCUGAUCCUCAGCAACGUCGCCGACGAGGACGUGCCGGCUCUCAAGGCGCUCAUGGCCGAGUACAAGCUGGACAACCUGCAGUUCUCGGCGCUGCGCCUGAGCUCGUCGGCCUGCGUCGCCUUCCCGACCUGCGGCCUCGCCAUGGCCGAGUCGGAGCGCUACCUGCCCGUGCUGAUCUCCAAGCUGGAGGGCUGCCUGGAGGAGAACGGCCUGCGGCAGGACUCCAUCGUCAUGCGCAUGACGGGCUGCCCCAACGGGUGCGCCCGCCCCUGGCUGGCCGAGGUCGCCUUCGUCGGCAAGGCCUUUGGCGCCUACAACAUGUACCUCGGCGGCGGCUACCACGGCCAGCGCCUGAACAAGCUGUACCGCUCCAGCAUCAAGGAGGAUGAGAUCCUCGAGAUCAUGAAGCCCAUGCUCAAGCGGUACGCCCAGGAGCGCAACGAGGGCGAGCGUUUUGGUGAUUGGACUAUUCGUGCCGGUAUCAUCAAGGAGACGAAGGAGGGUCGGGACUUCCACGAGGGGGUUGCCGAAGAGGAAUCUGACGAGGAAUAA
Molecule: messenger RNA, 4593 nt
Organism: Chaetomium fimeti
Lineage: Eukaryota; Fungi; Ascomycota; Sordariomycetes; Sordariales; Chaetomiaceae
Exons: 3
Coding region: 1-4593 (1530 amino acids)
Biological process (GO): amino acid biosynthetic process; sulfate assimilation
Cellular component (GO): sulfite reductase complex (NADPH)
Molecular function (GO): sulfite reductase (ferredoxin) activity; 4 iron, 4 sulfur cluster binding; sulfite reductase (NADPH) activity
Source: RefSeq, a predicted model, not a curated record